AUGCCUUCCUCGCCCAACAACUCCAACGACAAAUCCCAGGCCCAGACUUACAACUCACACAACUCGCCGACCAACCCCACCGACAGGAUACGCAGCAUCGCCAACCAGAUGGCUUCCCCAGUACUCACAACCAGCUUCCCAGCUGAUGCUGUCCCUCAAGCGCCUGAGGACCCUCUGUUUGGUCUGAUGGCAGCGUACAGGGCAGACACGAGCCCGGACAAGGUCGAUCUGGGAAUCGGAGCGUACCGUGACGAUAAUGCAAAGCCAUGGAUCCUGCCAGUCGUCAAGAAGGCCGAUGAGAUCAUUCGCAAUGAUCCAGACCUGAAUCACGAAUACCUGCCCAUCGCCGGUCUUGCCUCCUUCACCACCAAAGCGCGCGACCUGGUCCUCGGGCCUUCGUCAGCCGCCAUCGCCGAGAAGCGUGUCACCUCCGUCCAGACCAUCUCCGGCACGGGAGCCUGCCACCUGGGCGCCCUCUUCCUCGCCAGGUUCUACAAGGGCAACCGGACGGUCUACCUCUCCAACCCGACAUGGGCCAACCACAACCAGAUCUUCAGCAAUGUCGGCCUGCCCAUCGCCACCUACCCGUACUUUGACAAGAAGACCAAGGGCCUCGACUUCGAGGGCAUGAAGAAGACCAUUUCCGAGGCCCCCGACCGCAGCAUCAUCCUGCUGCACGCCUGCGCCCACAACCCCACUGGCGUCGACCCGACCGAGCAGCAGUGGCGCGAGAUCGCCGACGUGAUCCGCGCCAAGAACCACUUCCCCUUCUUCGACACCGCCUACCAGGGCUUCGCCUCGGGGGACCUGGACCGCGACGCCGGCGCCAUCCGGUACUUUGUCGAGCAGGGCUUCGAGCUGCUCGUCGCCCAGUCCUUCGCCAAGAACUUCGGCCUGUACGGCGAGCGCGCCGGCUGCUUCCACUUCGUCACGGCGCCCACGGGCCCCUCGGCGCCCGAGACCGUCACCCGCGUCGCCUCGCAGCUGGCCAUCCUGCAGCGCUCCGAGAUCAGCAACCCGCCCAUCUACGGCGCCCGCGUCGCCUCCACCGUGCUCAACGACGACCGCCUCUUCGCCGAGUGGAAAGAGAACCUGCGCACCAUGAGCGGCAGGAUCAUCAGCAUGCGCAAGGCGCUGCGGGGGAAGCUCGAGGAGCUCGGCACCCCGGGGACCUGGAACCACAUCACCGACCAGAUCGGCAUGUUCAGCUUCACCGGCCUGACCGAGGCCCAGGUCCUGAAGCUGCGCCAGGAGUUCCACGUCUACAUGACCAAGAACGGCCGGAUCAGCAUGGCGGGCCUGAACACGCGGAACGUCGAGUACUUUGCAAAGGCCGUGGACAAGGUCGUGAGGGACUCUUCAUAG
Messenger RNA from Diaporthe citri, 1365 nucleotides. RefSeq lists its product as uncharacterized. NCBI's taxonomy places the organism in Eukaryota, Fungi, Ascomycota, Sordariomycetes, Diaporthales, Diaporthaceae. The transcript is spliced from 3 exons. Gene Ontology annotation, cellular component: cytosol. Gene Ontology annotation, molecular function: L-aspartate:2-oxoglutarate transaminase activity; pyridoxal phosphate binding. The coding region runs from base 1 to 1365 and encodes 454 amino acids. The record is from RefSeq and is a predicted model, not a curated record. Gene Ontology annotation, biological process: L-aspartate biosynthetic process.